Molecule: messenger RNA, 4111 nt
Organism: Schistosoma bovis
Lineage: Eukaryota; Metazoa; Platyhelminthes; Trematoda; Strigeidida; Schistosomatidae
Source: the annotation of a GenBank genome assembly
CGAAGUGUGAAAAGACUAGUUAUUUCUGCUUAACAAAUUUGAAGUUUGGAUACGAUUCAUUGGACGAUAUAAGGCUGUGUACUUUUUAAAGUUUAUUUGCAGUUAAUGCGCUCAUGGAUUCUUGCAACAAUAAAGACUUUUAUAAUUGCUGUAGUUGUGCAACUUGCAUUUUUUCUGAGUUAAUAAAAAUUGGUGAGUGUAUCCUGAGUUCGUGGUGCACGGACAACAUCAAAGCUCUAUUAAUGAGUUUGAUGAGUAAUCCUUAUUUGAAUAAGUUACGAGAUGAUAUUUGUAAACUUGUGGAGUUAAACAAGUCAAAAGACAUUCUUUACUCUAAAAUGAGGUUAUAUGGCUGUAUGGAUUUGAAUCUUGCUAGUGACAAACGGAAGCUUCUUUCACCUCAACAUAUGGAUGAAGUUGAGACCCGAGUUAUAAAUUACUUAUCACGUUUACCUCUAGUUUAUCAAAGGCUUUUUAUUCUAUAUGUUUUGGUCGGUAGCAGUCCGUCUAUGACAAGUUCGAUCAGCUCUGAACUUCACAAAAAUUCACUACGAAAAGGUGAUUUUAAGACUCGGGAAUAUGAAUCUUCAAUACAACUGCCAUGGAAUAUCACCUCAAAAAUUAAGUCAUUUGUUAACAAUCAAGAAAAAAAGGUUGCACGUAAAACAAGAGGUAGCUCUUCGACCGAACUUCAAUGUACGUCAUCACUGUUUCGAGUUGAUCCACACUUUAUGAGAUACACAUUAGUACCAGUUCCUGUAUGCCCAAUUCAGUUGAGAAGUAAAAUUUCAGGUGAACCAAACUCUGGGUUAUUUAAGGAUCCGCGGAUAGUUACAGGGAGUAAUGAUAAUACAUGUAGCCAAGGGAAAAAAAUGCAUUCUGAUUCAUCUGAUGAUUGGAAUGAUUUAAUACAAAAAUCAUGGGAUUCAAUAUCGUAUGAAAUAAAACAAGCGUAUAAUAAGAUAAAAAUACGAUAUGCUUUGAUGUUUGAAAGAAAUAUCUACUGUGGACCAUUUAGCAUUUAUGUAUUGUUAGAAAGGCAACCAAAUCAACCAUUAUGCAAACGACGUGUAAUACAUGUAGAUAAUAGAAGUCAUUGGUUAGCUCAUUGUGAAGGACGAUCUCAACAACGUACAAUUAAAUUUAUAGAUAUUACUAUGAAGUCAUUUUGUGAAAAAUCUUCAUCUAAUUGCAUUCAUAAACAAAAUGGUAAUGUUAAUCAAUCCGGUAGUACUGCUGAAUUUAUGGCACAUUUAAAUCGUGUUUGGUUAAUUGGACAUGCUGGAAGUGUAAAAACAUUAUGGUUAGAUAUUAAACUUCAAAUUUUAUUAUCAGGUAGUUAUGAUACAAGUAUUCGUUUAUGGAAUCUAUCUGAUAAUAAUAAUAAUAAUAAUAAUAAUAAUAAUAAUAAUAAUAAUAAUCAACAUUGUUUAAAUCAACAAACAAAUCUAUUAAAUCCUAUAAGUUUUAGAAAUAGUCGAUCAAAAUGUAUUAGAAUAUUUCAUGGUCAUACAGAUACUAUACUUUGUAUUUGGUUAGAUCAAACUAAAUUAUGGUCAAAAUAUAAUAGAACAUCUGAAAAACGAUCAUAUUCAUCUUAUCAUUCAAAUAAUAGACAUAAUAAUAAUAAUAAUAAUAAUAAUAAUCCAAGUGAUGAUGUUAAAAAAGAAGGAUUUCAAGGUACAUAUCAAUUUGCAAGUGGUUCAGUUGAUCGUACAUGUUGUAUCUGGAGAUUAGAUGAACAAAAACCAUUAUGGAUUAUGAAACAUUCAACUCCAAUCACAUCAGUAGGCUUAAGAGGAUACAUUUGUACAACUGGUGAACAUAGUGGACGUAUAAAUGUAUGGAGAAUUGGUAAUAAAAAACCAAUUUUAAUAAAGGUAUUGACUGGUCAUACUGAUGCUAUUACAGCGUUACGGUUCGACAACUAUCAUUUAGUCACAUCAUCCAAGGAUAAAUCUGUAAAAAUAUGGUCUAUAAUUGGAGAAUUCUCCGACUGUAUAGGUACAUUAGUGCAUACUGGUGAAGUGUUAUGUGUUGAAUUGAUUGAUUUAAGAAUUAUAACUGGUUGUUCAGAUGGUCGUAUACGUGUAUGGAAUUUAUUAACUCAACACUGUCAAAGAAUAUUACCGGGAAAUUAUCGUCAUGAUCCAAUUAUAAGCAUUAUGCCAUUGGAAAAUCGAUUAAUUGUUAAUACACAACACAAUAUAUUAGCUUUAAAUUUUGAUACUGUAAAAUGGGAAUAUCAUGAAUCAGUUGAAGAUAAAGCGGAAGAAUUUUGGCUUAAAUCAAUUAAGAAUAAAUCAAAUCAACAGAAUAACAAUUCAUUACACUCUAAGCCUAGUUAUGCUGAGUCACGAUAUAUUAGAUCAUGUUUAAUUAAUUCAGCAGAUCCAAGAUUUUUUAAACAGUCAAAUAUGAUAGGUGUAAGGCGUAAAUCAGCUUGUCGAUCUUUAAGUGAACAUUCGAAGUCAAAUAGAAUAAGUAGAAUAUCAUCAGGGUCAUCGAUUCAAUCAAAUUCUAAUAGAUCCGAUGAUUUGUUACGAAAUAGUAAAAAGAAAUCUUUUGAAUUUGAAUUUUUAAUAUCACCACCAAUACCGGGAACAUAUGCGGUGAAGCACAGGUUUGAUUUGAUUUCGUUUUUAGGCAAUAUUUCUAACUGAUAUGUCUUGCCGACUUUUUCCAAAAUCCCCGUCUUGUUGUUUUGUAAGCUACUUUUUAUAUUUGGUCGUCACUGAUUGUUGUAUCGGAAACACUUAUCAUUUAUACCUCUGAAAUCCCUACGACGUGAAAGUAAGAACACAAAGACUGGUAUAAGUGAAGAUUUGUUAACCCCAAAACACGACGAUACUAGUCAAAAAUACGCUCAUUGAUUGUGCAAACACUUUGAUUAAUAAUUAGGAUGAAAAAUACUCAGUUAUGACAAAUCAUAUGCUGAUCAUAGUUCAUGUCAAUUGAAUACACGAAUAUUGUAUGUUAUACAGAAUAAGUUAUCAUACGAGAAAACAAAACAAGUACUUCAUUGAGUAAUCAUUACAUCGAAUCAAAAACGGAAGUAAUGUUGAACAAGAUUCAUAAUGAGUAAAUCAAUCGAAUUUUGAUUUUCCUUCCCAUCAUAUCACCUUCCCUUCUUUUUUUUUGAAGAUUCAAAGUUUAGAUUGUGACUUUACCCUCCCCCACGAAAUAAUGUUGGGUCCUUGUAUUCCCAAGUUACAGUUAGUGUGACUCUAUUUGAAACAAGACAUAUCACUAACAUAAACAUAUUGAUUUUAAUGCUGAAUAAUAAAGGAAUUUUCUUACUAGCUAUUAACAGUAUUUAAUUAUUAUAAGCAAAGAUGGAUGGUGUCUAGCAGUGGAAUUCAGGAAGUACGUUUCGUCCAUUUCGGAACUCGAUAACCGGACGUAUCUGUAUCCCGCAGUUGAUGUUUACUCCAGGACGCGAGCCCUGUAGGACGAGACACGUUUCCUGGAUUCCACUGCUAUCUAUCAUUGAUGUUUGUUUAUAAUGCUUUUGAUUUAAGGCAAUAUCGAGGUGAUCCGCAGAAAAUUCAUAUAUGUCAAUGAGAGACUGACCGAUUACAGUCCUAAAAAUCUGUGAGAAGAUUCAAAUAAACAAUACUACGUGAAUUUAAACUAUUAUAUUUGCUAUUUUUUGGCUUUCAAAAUGAUAGUAGUUUGGUGCAUAUUAAGAGGACCCAUCUCAAAAGGAUUCAUAUCUAUGUUACAUGCAAAUGAAAAUAAAGUCUGAUAAGAAAAAUUCACCUUUUGUAUUAAUUAUCUUGAGUAGAUCUAUAAAAAAGAAGUCAUUUUAAUUUACAUAUAUGUACAUUAAAAUGUUAGAAAAUAGGCCUCAUAACCAGUUUUAGGUUUGAAGUUCUUCUCACGAAUGCGAAUAAUAAUAAUAAUAAUUUUCGCGCUAAAAUCCAAGACCUGUUAUCUUAAAUCUGAUUGAUUCAUCCAUAACUUGUAGUCUUGCCCCUAUUUGUUUUUUACUAACAUUCUUCAGAUAUCUUUCAAAAAUCUUACAAUUCCAGUAUAGGGGUUGUGGAGAUUAUCAAUUUCUUUAAUUGAGAUCAUGAACCGAUUAAUGUUAGACCACCGUUGGAAACCU